AUGUCUUCUCGACGAUCUACACCUUCAAGGAAGCGCCCUCUGCGCCUGCCUACCAUUGCACCGAAGGAUGAUGUGAUGCCGUUGAACCCGGCCGGAGGUGCCCCAACAGCUGCCAGGGCCGCCAUCAUCCAACCUCGACUGCGCUUCCCGCCGCGAUCCCGUACUGGCUUCAAAUGCGACGAGGUCCAUCCGCAGUGCAAUCAAUGUGCACGACUUGGCCAUGUUUGUGACUACCAGCCUCGGUUGUGCUUCCGCGAUGACACUCGGCGAGUCAUGGAGCGCAUGCCCGAUGUCAAAACUAAAGGCAAUGCUGUCUGGGACCCAUCGAAAAUGGCGCACAGGGGGGAACAUCUGUCCGCUUCCGAGGGUAUCUCCUGCGACCUUCUCCCGGCUUUCUCGACUCUCACGUCAGACGAGGACAGGGAGAAGAAAGCACAGGGAUCAGUCCCAGGAACGUAUCACGUAAUCGUUGUUCCAGAGAGCUUUUCGCGCCUGCCAGAGUAUACUGAGGAUACGCUGGAAGACGUGCACAGCAAUCCGUUCUCAAGCCCUGUUUCGGACUAUAGUAGCUAUGAUCCGAUGGACGAGGUCACUGCGUCGGAAGAUCCGAACGUGGUGAUACUAAAUCGGUUUCGAGACUCUAGGAAGCAAGUAUACCCCAACCGCCGGAGCUAUACGCAGUCCCCGGAGUCCGAUCUCGGGCCCACGCCCAUUUCCGCUCCCUUGAUGUAUCCAUCUCUGCAGGACAUCUCAGAGGACCAAGUCUCCGAACACGUCGAUCUAGAGACUUACGACAUGGCGCUCUUCGACCACUUUCAGAACGUCGUAUGGACGCAGCUGAUACCCGGGGGCCACUGUUAUCUGGAGGCAAACGUCUUCGAGCAAGAGGCUUCCAAUUUCCCUCCACUUCUCCAUGUGAUGAUGACCCUGUCAGCUCUCAGUCUAGUUCGUCAAGGAAAUUCUCAUUACUUGGAUGCUUUGCAGUACUAUGAUCAGGCCCUACCUUCUCUCCAAAGCAGCCUUCAUAACUGUGAAGACGUCUUGUCCGAUGGGCUGUUUCUGACGCAUUUUUUGCUCCUCAUUUACCAGGUUAGUACUACCCUUCAUGAAAAAGAACUUGAGAGCUCACACAGGCAGAUCACAUUCGCAAAACCCAGCAACGGGUCGAACCUCUGGUCGCACCACAUGUCCCGGCUACUACAACUCACUCUGCUAAGGCAGUCUGUCGCUGAACGAGAGCGAUUUCCGGUUAUUAUCUGGUUGAUCUGCCAAAUUGACUUAUAUGCGCUAUUUAGUGGCGCCACCACUGGGGAGUUCGUCCAGGCUGCCACUGAGAAUCAUUUCCUUCCGGAGGCCGAAGCACUUUUGCAACAAAUGGACUCCGAGAGCUCAGGAGUACUGUAUACGGAAGAGUACGACUUCUUGUUAUUGAUUAUGCGCCUGCAUCGUGAGAAUUUCAGAAUAGCGGUGCAACUUGGCUAUGUCGCGACCGAGGUGAGAAGGGCAAAGCAUCCGCAAAUGGAACAAGUAUAUAGAGAUCUCGAGGGGCUGCGGGGAGCAUUUCGUCGUCAAUGGACGUCGCAUGAGAUUCGAUUUCUGAUCGAGAGUCAUGAGAACCUGCCUAAGAGAUCACAGCAGUGUUUUCAACAGCUCUCUGUUCUCUUCCACACAUCGCUUCUCUUCUCGUACACCAGCGUUUGGCAGGGGCAAUGCCUUCAAAGUGGGCUCGAGCACGAAAAAGAGGUCCAGCAUCACGCAGAGGCAACCAUCCAGCUGGCCAAGAGGAUGAUUGCCCAUGGACACAAUAGCGGUCCUCUAUUUCUCACUUUCCCUCUCUUCCUAUGCGGUGCGAUUUUCUCGUCGAAUGGACCCAAGAUGAUGGCGUUGGAGUUACUUUCCAAUAUUGGAGAAUCGGAGCUGGGAUACGACGCGGCGACGACAAGCUCGAUGCUUCAGGUUGUCUGCGAGACCCAGGCGCAACAUUUGGUGGGUGGAGAGUGCAUGCAGCAUAUCGAUUGGAGGGAGGUAAUAGCAAACCAUGGAUAUCGGCUGGUGAACUAUGGAUGA
Messenger RNA from Aspergillus calidoustus, 2067 nucleotides. Lineage: Eukaryota; Fungi; Ascomycota; Eurotiomycetes; Eurotiales; Aspergillaceae. The record is from the annotation of a GenBank genome assembly.